AUGCACAGCACAAUACUUGCAGCAGUCCAGGGCAGGCGCACGCAGCAAUCAAGCAGCGCAUCGCAGCGCAUCAUCGCAGCAACGCUCGGCGGGCUUGGACUCACAGGCAGGCGGGCGCCGUCCUCGUCCUCCUCCGCCGCCUUCAUCGCCCAGCGAAGCCCCUUCCUCGUUCGACGGCAAGGGCACGCACGGCGCCGGGGUGGCGUGUGUUUGUCUGUCUCUCUCAAGAUUGCGUCUCACCGCUUGAGAUAUUGGAUAUUGGCCUUGGCUUCGUCUCGCCUGCUGUCGACCGGCUUCAGCUGCGGCUCAUUCCGUGGUGCGGAUGACGUUCUGGGAUGA
Molecule: messenger RNA, 339 nt
Organism: Purpureocillium takamizusanense
Lineage: Eukaryota; Fungi; Ascomycota; Sordariomycetes; Hypocreales; Ophiocordycipitaceae
Exons: 1
Coding region: 1-339 (112 amino acids)
Source: RefSeq, a predicted model, not a curated record